AGAGUAGAAAGCAAGAAAUAGUGAGGUUAUGUUUAUAGAGUCACGUUUACGUUGAUAUUCAUAUCAAUAACACUUAAUGUUGAAUGAGGCUACUUUAUUUAUUUUAUAUCCAUUUCAAGAUUGCAAUAUUUGUGAUUUGUGACUGAUUCAUGUAAGUGUUGGUUCAACUUUCUCCCUAGCACCAAUAUUGGUCGUUAUUGUCCAAUAGGUACUCAACAUGUCAGUUUAGACUAUAGUCUCGUGAUAACUUGGUAGGCUAUCAUAGUUCCAUUCCCUUCAUCUACAAUGGUCAGCUUGAGUUGUAAUAAACAAAAUAUAGCAUUAACAGUUGAAAAUAGAACCAUAUUUGUCAACAUUGAAUCUCAAUUCAUUAAAGUGGUUGAGUUGGAAAAAAAUAUUGCAUCUUCUUUCAGCACCGACAAUCAAGACAUCGAUGCGGACGAUUCCAAAAAGACAGUUACAUACUCUUCUUCAGACAUAUCUAAAUGUGGUAAAUUCUUUGUACGUGCCCAUGGUAGAAAUUUGUCUUUGUGGAAUCUAAUAAGCGCAGAUUUCAUCAGCAAUAGAUGUCUUCAAAAACGAGCAAACAAAGUCAGAUUUUCCCCAAAAUGUGAUUCAAUUGUGGUAGCUGAUAAAUCGGGUGAUGUUUUCUUGUACUCAGUCAAAAGUCCUUUGGAUGCAGGCGUUCUUAUUCUUGGACAUUUAUCAAUGCUAUUGGAUGUGUUAAUUAGUCCUGAUGAAAAGUUCAUUAUCACCUGUGACCGGGAUGAAAAGAUUCGUGUGUCAUCGUUCCCAAAUGCCUACAAAAUUCACACUUAUUGCUUGGGUCAUGAAGAAUUUGUGACUUCGAUUCAGCUUCUGCCACAUUGUCAAGAUAUUCUCAUUUCUACAUCUGGUGAUGGUACUGUAAAGCUAUGGGAUUAUAAAAUGGGCAGACUGAUUGAAACACUCAAUUUCUCUCCUACUGCUGGAGCAGCUUAUCCUGAUGAAGAUACAAACGGUGCUAUUGUGACCAGUACCUCUGCACGGAUAGCAAACGAUCAGUCAUUGCUAUGUGUGACAGUUAGUCAACAAAAAAGUGUGAUCGUUUUCAAGUUUAGUGGUGAUUUAGAAAAAAUUGAACAUUAUGUAUACACAUUGACUUUAGACAGUGAACCAGUUGAUAUCCUCCUGGAUGAUAGAAGUAAUCUGUGGCUAGUACUAUUUGAAAAGAAUUUGAAGCUUGUGGUUUUUGGGGGUAUAGCAUUAUUCAAACCCAGUUUAAAAGAAGAUUCCAAUGUGGUCGAUAGAAUUAAUCAAGAAAUAAUAAAUGUGAAAGAAGUUACUUUUAAGAAAGAUAUGAUUCCAUUGCUGUUCAAAAGAAGUUUUGAUAAUGUUAAAGAUUAUUUGAAACGAAAAAAUGAUAGAAUAUGUGAUCAGAAUGACAAAAAAAUAAAACUUGACACGCCUGCCACAUAAAAUGUAAUUAUUUUCAUAAUCUGAUCAUUGUUGGAUUAAUAAAAAUCUCACAAAGUAUUA
Nilaparvata lugens (brown planthopper) is the source of this 1518-nucleotide messenger RNA. It is a transcript of the gene wuho, whose product is annotated as tRNA (guanine-N(7)-)-methyltransferase non-catalytic subunit WDR4. Gene Ontology annotation, biological process: RNA (guanine-N7)-methylation. Gene Ontology annotation, molecular function: tRNA (guanine(46)-N7)-methyltransferase activity; protein binding. The transcript has a single exon. Bases 286 to 1458 code for a protein of 390 amino acids. The record is from RefSeq and is a predicted model, not a curated record. Lineage: Eukaryota; Metazoa; Arthropoda; Insecta; Hemiptera; Delphacidae. Gene Ontology annotation, cellular component: nucleus; tRNA methyltransferase complex; cytosol.